Molecule: messenger RNA, 16698 nt
Organism: Xyrichtys novacula (pearly razorfish)
Lineage: Eukaryota; Metazoa; Chordata; Actinopteri; Labriformes; Labridae
Source: the annotation of a GenBank genome assembly
AUGACUGAGGGCAUGGACGACUUCUCCGCAGGGCCUCCUCCCCCUCCUGGAUCAGCCUCCCCCACCGGCUCUGUGGACACCGGACGAGUCCCUGAGGAGAAAGCAGAGGAGAAACCAGAGGAGAAACCGGAGGAGAAACAGGAAGAGACAGAGGAGACGGAGGAAGAGGAGGCAGCGGGUCGCAGUGGGGAGGAGGCUGCAGAGGGAGGCGCAGAGGGAGGUGCUGAUGAUGGCGAGCACAUGGGGGCCGUGGGCAUCAUGGCGUUCUCAGCGAGCUGCUGUGUGUGCGUAGAGAUGGAGCAGAUCAGAAACUGUGUGCACUCUGAGAAAAUCUGCAUCCUGCCCAUCCUGGCCUGCCUGCUCAGCCUGGCGCUCUGCACCGCCGGACUCAAGUGGGUCUUUGUGGACAAGAUCUUCGAGUAUGAGCCGCCCACACACCUGGACCCCAAACGCAUUGGACAGGACCCCAUAACAGCCAACCCCACGCUGGGACACACGGUGACUGUCCCUCACUCAUCACCCUCCCCCGCCUCCCUGACCACCGCCCCCCUCACCCCUACCUCCCUGACCACCACCUCCCUCACACCCUCCUUCACGCUGGGACAUCCUGACGUUUUCCUGGAAGAGAAAUCCACCCGAGGGCCGAACGGUCCACCCGAUCCCUCUAUGACCCUCAAGUACAACGCCGAACGACCCAGCACCACAAAGCAGACCCCCCACCCUCAGACCACACGGGAGAUUAACGACAUCCCCACAGUCUGUAAGUACACAUGAUGGGAGCACUGGGAAUAGGUUACAGGCAGGAUGUCCUUUGUUUCUUCAUUGCAUUAAAGGACAAAGUGACACGAGCUGCUCAGAGUGUCAUCAACACAAAAGCAGAGUGAUUUAUAAAAAUACGAAACACCUGAAGGUCAGAGUAAACGUCAGAGCAGAUCUUAAAAUAAAAAACUAACAUCAUUUAGAGCAAUAAGUUCAACAAGUUCAAGUCGGAUAAAAAGGUUAAUAUCCUAGACAUGAAUCAGUGAAAUGUCACAACAGUAAAGGGAGAUUAGAAAGCGAAAGUACAACGUAUGAAGGUGAAAGAGGUAAAAUCGAAUCAUUAAAGGAGUGUAAGAGUCAGAUAAUGAAAAGUUGUCUGUUACAGAGACAGAUCCAGACCUUGAAGGUGAAAGAUGACGUGUUAAUAAAAGGGAAUAAAGCAAAUUACUAAAGGUGAAUAAAGACUAUAAGUCAAGGUGAAUACAGACGUGUUAGUAAAGGUGAAUACAGAUGAGUCUGUGAAGGUGAAUAAGGAGUUAAUAAAGGUGAACAAAGACGUGUUCCUAAACGUGAAUAAGGUGUGAGUAGAGAUGAAUAAGAAAGUGUUAGUUAAGGUGAAUCAAGAGGCUUAGUUUAUGCAAAUAUUGUCCAGGUAAAGGUGUGUGGACAUUAAAACACAGAGUUUUUUAAACGCCAAGAGAGCUGAGCUCUGAGGGCUGAAACCUGAGGUGUGUUCGCAGGACUCUCUGAAUGCAGACACGUCGAGGCUUGCAGAGUGCUGCAGAGAGGCAGUGACUAAGCCUCUGAAAUAUUACUACACUGAGAACAACAAUCUGUUCAGACCUGAGGAACCUCCAGUCUGCCUCUUUAAGAAUUCAUGAUCACAUCGUGCUGCAGAGAUUUUGGCACACUACAGCAAAUGGAGGUUUUUUUAUGGUGUUCUUCUGUAUGUAGAAGGUGGAGGUCCCUAAAAUGUGUGGGGGCACAUUUCCAGUCAUCUGAAACAGUGAAAUCAAUAAAUGAUGCAGGACACAGACUGAAACUCGAGGCUGUGGUACAGGGAGACUUCCUGUUUUCUGCCCGUGCUCCAUUUCAAGGUCAGAGUCGCUGGAGGCUAAUUGAUGCCCCCUCCAUCCGUCCACCGCAGAAAAAUCAUCCCACUAAUACAGUCUGUCUGCCCGAGACACAGCGCCACUAUGCCAAACCGGUCUGACGCAUGCACGUCUGCAAGGGUAGGAACAUUCGAAACAUCUCUGAGGGUUAGAACAAGGAGUAACAUUUACGGCCUUUUGUAACAUUUACAUAUCUAAAGGAUUACAACAUAAAAGAGUUAGAAUAUGGAGUCAAAUCUAAAGGUUUAAGAACAUUAGCAAAGUCUCUGAUGGACUAGAACAUAGAGUCACUUUUUAGAGGGUUAAAACAUGAGAACAACUCAGAGGGUCAGAACGAGGAGUCGAAUCUUUAAGCUCAAGAUUAUUAGAAAGAAAAAAAAACUCUUGGUGGGGUUAAGGCGUUAAAAACAUCUCUGAUGGUAGAAACAUGUACUCAGAGUAAUAAACUUAAAACAUAGAGGGAAAUCUUUGGUGUAAGUAAAGAACAUUAGUGAAUGAACAGCUUCUCUGUAAUGUCUUCCAUUUGAAGAACAGUCAGAGGAGCAGCAUUUAGGAUCGAUCCACAUGGAAAGAGGGGUCACUGCAGCAACUACAUUUUGUCUGCAAUUACUGAACAACCAGAGGAUCAGCUUCCUUGAUUCAUCUGCAUUUAAAGGAUCAGCCUCUAUGAUCAUUACGCUUUUACUGAACAUCUGACCGGCUUCUUUCAGAGGAUCAGAAGUCAUCAAUCGUCCACAUUGAAAGAGGGUUCCUUGCAGCUAGGCCUGUCACGAUAACAAAUUUUGCUGGACGAUAAUUGUGCUACAAAUUAUCACCGAUAAACGAUAUUAUUGACACCAUUUUUUAAAUUAUAGAUAAUGAUAUUAUAUGGCAUAAUAAUGCGAGUACACCAUGUCAAAAGUGAUAAACUUUAAUUUCCACACGAGAACAACACUGGUUGUUUUCGUUGACUAAAAUAUUUCCCUUUUCUCCCACGACGAAGACGUAACGUUGACGAGCUAAACAUAAGUCGGAGAUGACUAAAAUGUGACGAGACGAAAGUGCGUUUACGUUGAUGGGACGAGACGAAAAUGACGAACAGAGUUGCAAAACUCAGUCAGUUAAACGCUAAACAUAUAGGAGCAGCUUCAGUCCGCUCUGACAGCUCUCAUCAGCCUGCUGUGCUCCUCCAACACACAGACACACACGCACGCGCGCGCGCGCACACACAAACGUGGAGUUUUGUGGUUGACGAAAACAAAACUGGUUUAAAGCCGAAAUAUUCCCACACUUGGGCUGUUGCGUUCGGUUUAGACACCAAAGCUGUCGUGUUCAUUCUGUUAGCUUGCUUUUCACUCACGACGCUCACUUGCAGCACUGUAUCCAAAAAGCCUGUGUCUGUGUGCGCCAGCCCCCUCCUGACAAAGACACUGAAUGACUGACAGGAGGGUUCACUAACUCCGUUCAUUCCGCUAUAGAGCCAACGCCCCCAGGUGCCGAGAACAAUGCGCAAAGUGAGACCUCUUCUCUCAUCCAGCGUGUUUGGUAGCGAGAGAGGAGGAAAACAAACGCACGUCAAUUAUCGAGGCUGGCAAAGUUAUCGACCUCGUUUUUAUUUAUCGAGCGAUAAGGCGAUUUAUUGAUUAUCGCGACAGGCCUACCUUGCAGCAAAUAUGUUCUCCCAGUUUGAGGAUCAGCUUCUUCUCUCUGUCUGCAUCUGAAGAAUGGUCAGAAGAUGAGCUUCUAUGAUCUGUCCCCAUUUUAAGGACAGUCAAAGUAUCUAGUUUUCUAGCCAGUAGUUUCUUGGUCCUGACUAUCCUUGAAAGCAGUCAGAGGAUCAGUAUGCACUUUUAGAAGAUAAGGAUGAUCAGCUACUUUGCUCUUCCUUCAAUCAUGACUCAGAGGAUAACAUUCAUGAUGAAUCUACAUUCAGAGAGGAGUCAUUGCUGCAAUUAUGUCUCUCUGCAUUUAUGAACCAGUAUCCACUUUGUAUUUCUGUCUGCAUUAAAGGAACAGUCUGACAAACAGUUACUAUGGAAGAGCCAGAGGAUCUGCUUUUUUGUAUUUUCUGUCAAAGAAAAGUUAAAAGGUGCUGCAUUUAUCGAUCAAUCUACAGUUAAAGAGGGGUAAUUGCACCUUCUUUGUUACAUCUGUAUUAAGAAACAGUCAGGGGGUUAGCUUGUGUGCUGUGUCUUGAAAGAACAUCAAAGAAUCAGCUUCUGUUUCUUCUACACUUUGACAUCAGCUUUGUACCUUCAUAGACAUUUCCUUUUCAUCCAGUCCUUUUUUUUCCAGUCUAGAUCUGGGGUUCCCAACCUCUUUUAAGUUAAAGUAGUGAAAAUAAAUGCAAGUCUCUUCCUUAUUUGGACCUUAGUGGUUGCGAGGUGUAGGCAGGCCACAAAAUGGUCAUCGGUCAUCGUGGAUCUGUACUUGGGCUUGAUGAUUGUCAUGAGAGAGAGCAGACCUGCAUGAAUCGGUUGAUCCAAAAAGGGUUGUCAGAUUCAAGGCCCAUCUUCUGAGGUACAGAUACUUUCUUUCCAGUUGAAGUUCCAGAUCUUUCCUUUCAUCCCUGGUGUUGCCAUAAAUUUGAUCUCAUUGUCAUUCUGCUGUGUAAGAAUCUCAUUUUUAGCGGCUGAGCUAUGCAGGUGGAACCACUUAGGACACAAUGUCAUCUACAUUAAUAUUUGGGUUGCAUAGAUCUGGUAACACAUUCAAUUCAUGCAAAGUCAGUAAAACGCUUCUCAAAUCCUGAUGAGACGCCCUGAACUUGCUCAUAAUGAAGUGCAAUGUCAAGUUGUUUGACAUCUUGAGCCUGACUUUGUAGCUCUGCCUGCAUGUGCAGAAAGUUCUGCAGGUCACAGUGUUGCAGCCUACCUGACAGCAGUUUAAGCUUGCUUUUAAAUGUGCUCACAGAAAUGAUCAUGUCAACAUCGCCCUUAUCUUUAACCUGCAGUUCUAAAACUAGCUCACUGAGCAGACUUGUGAAAUCUGAGGAAUGGUGAAUCUAAAAGCCACUGGGAGACUUCUAGCUUACCAUUAUUUUAGCAAUAGCUCAGUAAAUCUAGUCAAAAAUGUACUUCUGCGCAGCCACCUUGCAUCUAUAUGCAGCAGGAAGUCUGUGGUUUGAGUCCAGCUCCUUCAACUGAGCACAGAACAACCAACUUAUGUUUGACAAGAACGUGACUACCACUUUAACACUUUACCCUUAGUGUGGGCCUCUUAAAAACAGACUGCUGCUCUGCCAACUGGCUCUUCACCCCCACACUUUCAGGCUGCUCUGAGCUGUUUUUGUUUGGAAACCAGUUUCCUUUGUACAUUGUCUUGUGUCAUUCAAAGGUGUCCUUCUUCAGCAAGUCUGUGCUUGCACUGCAGAUACGAAAGAUUUACUUUCAAUUUGAGCAAACACAAAAUAAUCCUCCCAAUCUUGGUGAAAAUAAUAUUUUCAUUCAGAUAGCAUUAUUUUCAGAGAGCAAACUUAAUGAUUGAAAGGGAUCAGCUACCACUCACACCCAUGUCCUGACAGAUUCAUGCUCCGUCACUAUGCUAAUAUCCCUGACUGCACAGACAGGGAAAGAUUAUAGGCAUUGACCAAUACAGGUUACAAAAUAAAUAGUUUUCUACCCCUCUAGGGAUCUGCUGGGAAUCAGUCCUGUCCAUCAGGAUCAUCUGGUUGGGCCCCACUGGAAUCUAGAUCCAAGAGACAAUCUAGGCUGUAGAUUCCAGAUCCAGAUCUUAACCUGCUGUCCUGCUCAGUUAUUCUUUAAUGUCAUUAAAACUUGCUCCUGAUUCCUGAAGUCCUGUUUUCAUCAUAAAGUCAUUCAGUAGAGGACGUCAUGUCGGGUCGAGUGGUGUUAAAGGGACACUGACAAAUGUGGGACAAUUAAGUGUCAGUGCAGGAUUGGCUUUGAAUUCAAGCAGUAGUAUCACAGAAUUAAGCUCCUGUGAGGAACUCUCUGCCCAUGUUGACUUUGGUGCCCCCUGUGGACAAAGAGGUAACCCUUAAAUUGUAGCUAAUUUCAUCUUCUCUGUGUAUAAUUAAUAAUGACACAGCCUUGUAUGACAGUAUUCAACUUGACUAUGAUCAGUGUUGUCACAGAGACCCUUUCUCAUAAAGUUCAAUCACAGCAGGUCUGAAAAUAGUACAUCGUAACUUGGAACACCAGACGUUCUUCUGGCUGACUUUUAUGCUUGUUUAACGGCACAGCAGACGUUGAUGUCCGCUCGGUUCUGCUUUGGUUGUAUUCUUGUCGUAGCUGUUCUUUGGCAUGAUGACUCUAGAUUAAAUUAGUUGUGCUGUAUUCUGUUGCCUCUACUGUCAUCUCAGGACACGAGCUUGGCACAUAUUGCAAGUCUUGUUGAAUUUGCCCCUGUCACGCUCUAGCCCCUGCUAACAUGACAGGUGCGACAGCAGCAUACUGCUGCCCUGAGGAGCCUGCCUCUGAUUGGCAUGUUGCGCCGAGUAACUUGGCACUAAUGGAUCGAAUCAGACAGUUUAAACUUUGUUUUCUGAUUUCCAAUCCAGUAAUUUUAGUUGGUAUUGGACCAAUACUGAUACUGAAUAUGGACAAGUGCAUCUUUACCUGUAACACAUCUUAACUUUAAUUACCAGGUAGAAGAAGCAUGCAUGCUUUUCCUGCACUUGUUAUAGGUAAAAUAAGUGGAAUUCAAAUCUAUAAUGACAAGCAAUGACAAUGCUGUGAGUUCGGUAGCAGGUAGGUUUCAAAGGCGGAGUCUGCAGGAUUUAAGAGCCUGUAUGCUAAUGUGUAAAAGAUGAGUGACUGAAUGUGCUGCUCCAUUUUCAUAUUUUCAUCAAGCCACUCAAGCUCACGCAGCCAGAGUGUUAAAUUUACAAUGACAAACUACCAUCCAUCCAUCUAUCCGUCCAUCUUCUACCACUGAUUCAGAGUCAGGGGACAGGGGAAGCAAGCUAAGCAGGGAACUCACACUGCACCCGUCUCCUUUGGCCUCUACUCUGGGUGGUGAUCCCAUGGAAAGGGGGUCCCACGUUGCCUCUUCAGGCUGUGCCCAGCCAGGCCCCACAGGGGGGUCAACCCAUGUGCAGACGCGAGAAACCGAAAACCAUUUGUUGUGUUUAUCAUAAAGGGUCUUUUUAGCUACACUUUAUCUGAGGAGGGAAACCAGUAUCACCAUAUUUUGCUUUUGCAGACAUAGAUCUUACACUUUAAGGUCAAAGACAAACAAGGGAGAAGUAAAUUAGCAGAAAAUUAGCGUGCAUGACAACUAACAAAUUAUAAAAUCACCUACUCAUCAAAAAUACACAUGUCCAAGUGUGUUAAACAGACCCCUCUACUGAAACUUGUUUUAAAGCUGACAUUACUUACCUUUAAUCUGAGGAUGUCAAAGGAUUGAAAAGAGGGAUUGACAUCAGGAGCCUCAUGACCACAUGGAAAUUUUUGCAAAUGGCUCCCUCCACUGUUGUAAAUGCGCAUGUGCACGAAAAUUAUAGGAAUCAUGGUUAGACAAUCUUAAUUCUGUUUGUUGUAAGAAGCAUGUUUAAAAUAGCUUGAUUGUAUAGAUGUAAUACAACACACUUGUGUAAAUUCAACAACCCCUAAUGCAACUUUAAUAAUACUUGAAUAAUACUUUCGGUUAGAUGGUUAAAAACACACUUGUAGAGUAUUUUUAAAAUGAAAUUAUUAUAUAAUGAUGUUUCUGAAUUUGCACAUUGUGAACAUAAAGAAACAGCCUUCAUAAAUGUGAUUCACCUUCAGAGACAUGACUCUGUAAAAAACCACUGCAGCUCUGAGAGCAGCAGAGACGCUGGCUGGACUCCAGCAAACACCCUGAUACUGCAAUUUUAUCCAUCCUGACCCUACGGCUGGAAAAACUGCAGGAAACAUACACUCAGUCCUUACCUCCUUUACUCUCUGCAAACAUCUCCUCCAUCUCCAUGAUGAGGAUGAGGAUUCAUUGAAAAUGUAAAUCCCAGUGUGCCUGUUCGAUUAGAAAGAGGUCCUUAGAAAUAUUUCCAGGACAGUAAAUUGAGUAACGUGAGCUGUCUGUAUCAGUCUGUAGCACUGGUAGGCUCGGUCAUUGAUGAUCAUGCUGAAUGCUGCAGCUUCUGAUUAAACUCUGUUCAUUCAUAUUUAUAUUCCUGCAGCCUUUUCUCUGCUUCAUCAUCUUUGUCACAUAUCUGAAGAAACUGCUGACUGACUGUAGACCCUCCGUCUCCUGUUGCAUGCUGGGAUAGACCCCAGUGGUAGCUGCUUAGGUUAUCUUUACUGUCUUUGUAGUUUUAGUUUUAUUUAAUGUUGGAGAUCUUCAGCACCAACUACAACGACCUACACAGAGUAUGCAGUUACUGUACACUCAGGGCGUUUUUCAAAGAUUUAGAAGCUUAUUUAACACACUGAAUCCCCCCCUGGAUUAGCAGGUAGUUUUAACUGAACACUAAAAGUCUGUAAACUCUAAAAUUAUUCACCAACUGUAUAAACUCCCCCUUUUUUAACCUACUAUAUUAACUCUUACAUUUUUUCUACCUGGAGUGUUUCCUCUGAUGUUUCUUGCUGCUAUAACAACCUUUUGUCCUCUGCAGCUGCCACCAGCACCACCACCAAAAGUAAGACCUCCAGUCACGUGACGCGCUGCAGCGACAGACAGAAGAACUACUGCGUUAAUGGAGGAGAGUGCUUCACCCUUGAAAUCAUGCCAGGCAGCACAAAGUUUCUCUGCAGGUACGACACAGGCUGAAGGUCAAAAUGGUGCCUUUGAAUCAGACCUCAUCUGACUGAUGCUUUUACUGCUGUGUUUGCUCUUCUUUGCCAAGUUGACUGACUGAGUGUAUCUGAGGUCCCUCUCGCCUUAGUCCGAACCUCUCACCGUCUCUGAGAAAGCCAAUAUUUUAAAAUGUUGUGGGAAAAAAGGAUUUAUUGUGUGAGUCCAGCUGAAACUGGACUUUAAAGAUCAUGUAAACUCGUUGGUAGUGAGCUGGAAAGUGUUUUCAUCAAACAAACUAUUGGCCUUUUGCUAAUGGCGAUUGUUGAUUAUUUUGGUACAUGACAUGACAGGACAACCAGAGGAUGGCCGAGUCUAAACAACGUGAUAACCAAGUAACAGCAGAGGAUAAUAUACUUUAGACAGUUUAUCAAUUGGAACUACACUGUGCGUGUAACGAUACUGUGUGGGGAACUGAGAGAUAGAAGGAAAGUGUAAGAGAAAAGGAAAAAUUGGGAGGGAGAGAGAGGAAAACUGGGGAGAGAGUGUGGGAGACUGGUCAGGGAGGAAAACUGUGAGACUGGAGGAGAAAGAGGAAAAAUGGGAGAUUGGAGAAUAUGGCAGAGAGAGUGGGACACCGGGGGAUAGAGAGGACAACUGGGGGAGAAGGAAGGAAACUGAAAGGGAGAGGUGGGGAAUGGUUGAUGAUCCUGGGCUGCCCCUCAUACCAAGAUCAUCUCAGAAUCACCUUUAGCGAGGACAUAGUUUUAUCGUAAAGGCCCAAAAUUCUGCUCUGGUCAGGAUCAGGCAGGACACCUUCUCCUGGUCAGUACCCCCUUGUCCCAAAGGUGUUCUCACUCUUGGUAAACCUGAACAAGGACAGAGGCCAAACUGGUUUUCCCAAGCCUCGUCUUUUGUUCCUUGAUUGUUGGUGUUUGUUUAAAUUAUACAAGUUAGUACCACUUCAUCUCUGUAUCAUGGUUCCUGAUUGGCCUUAGAGGUGAGGCCCCACAUGAGAAGACCAAGUCUGUGAUACUGCAGACCAGCACCCUGCAGUCCCUGCUCAUACCUUCAUUAGAGCCGGUCCAUUAGCAAUCCCUGACCUCUAACUCUGCUGCCCACCAGCUGAGGCUCGACAUAGCUGACUAAGAAAUGCAAGAGAAGCAAGAUUCAUAAAGAUUCAUGAGGGAGAAAGAUUUUUCCAACACCGUCUCAUUCAGAAAAAAAACCCCAAAAAACCCUCUCUUCAUUUCGAGCCAGCUUCAUGUUUUAGUGUCGGACUGCUGUCAGUGAUUCUAACUUGAUGUUGUUUUGCAGAGUCAACAGCAGGGGGCAGAAGAGUCCUGUGUCAGUGUUAUGUUGUGCGUCUCACUACUGUCUCUGUUUGUUUGUCCAUGUGUUCUCAUGUGUAUUCCCUGUCCGUCCUGUUUAUGUGUCCUCCUCUCUGCCCAUUUACCAGGUGCUCUGCAGGAUUCACUGGGCACCGAUGUGAACAGGCUGUGCUUAAGAAAGUCUCAGACCCAAAACGUAUGUUUACACACCUGUACCUAAUCCCACAUGUCAUUACUGGUGUUCCACCCUGUCACAUUUCCUCAUGUAGCUGUUGGAGGACUCCAUGAUUCCUUAACACGCAGAUAAAACCUGCUGAUUUGUAGAAAUCUGAUCGACUGUAUCUGCAGUGGAUCCUUGGAACGUCUCUAAAGCUGAAACCUGCAUGUACCUCCACAUCCCAUCAAACACCAUCCAUACUGUUCAUAGCUGUGGCCUGUUUGUAGGUGUAAAGCUCUCGUCCUCACCCCUUUACCCCGAAGGAACCAGAGGUGAACAGCUUCAGACCUUUUAGGUGUUAUCCUGUGAAGCAGCAAUGAUUCCGAUGUUUCAGAAACUGGUCCCAUGAGCCUAAUCUGAGGGGUCACUGGUUGGUCCGAGGGGUCACUGGUUGGACUGGUGCAGAUCUAACUAGGAGCUCUCUAGGUGGUUUAUUUCUGGGUCUGUAUUGAAUGUGGUUGGGGUGAGUGUUGAUGUACAUGCAGAUCUCAGUCUGCAGCUGAGACAGUCAUCAGAGAACUUAAUGCAGAGUUGAGGUGACUCAUAAAAUCUCUACCAGUUGAUGAUUCAGAGCUUUUCCUGUGGGAGGAUUCCACAUUAAACCUGGCCUCUCUGGUCCUUCCUGCUAACACCAGUGAUGAUGAUGUGGGUCUUAAAUUUCUCUCUCAUGUACUAACCCCUAUCUCUUCUCCUCUGUCUCUUUCUGUCUGUCUCAGGUGUCCAAAUGAAUUUACUGGUGAUCGCUGCCAAAACUAUGUAAUGGCCAGCUUUUACAGUAUGUCUACUACUUCUUCUACCUGUCCUGUGAUUGGAGCAUGCUCACUGGCUGUUCUUGUCUUGUCUGUGUACCUGAUCACCGCUACCUGUUCCUUUUUUUGGUGUGUCAGUCCUGCAGCCUGAAACCUCUGGCAUGUCAAAGUCUGAUUAAAAGUUUGAAGAGUGCGUGUUUCGGAGACACGUUUCAGUGUCAUCACACACAACAAAACAUUUACACAUUAAAAUUUUAAUCUGAAAGGAUGAUCUUUAUUCCUGUCAGGCUGUUAAAAUCAGUUAAACCUGUCGGGACACAGAGACAACACUCAUAUUUGAUUAAUCUCAAACUGAACAGACUGUUUCAGACUGCUGUGGCUCAGGGUUACAGUGGGUUGUCUCUCAGUUGGGGGUUUGGUCCAUUUAAAGAGCCCUCCAGCAAAAACCCUGAACCCCAAACUGACCCUGGAGGCGGUGUGUCCAUCUGUGUGUAAAUGUGUUUGUGAAUGGGAUUCAUUAGAACGAUGGUUAGCUUCCUCUGCACUCAGUUUGUAUGAAUGAAUGGCUGAGUGAAUGUGGGAUGCAUCGUUAAGAGCUGUGAUUGAUCAGGAGAUUUAAAGUGGUCAACAUAAGAGAAGUCUGUUUGAUAAUGACCCUGUCUAUAAAAUAUGGUUGAUGUUUUAACACUGACAGGCUGAGCAGAAGUUCAAUCCUGUUUCCUCCUCAGUGGACUUGUUCAUUUAAUUAUUUAUUUACAUUAUUUAAAUAAAAACACAAAAAGUGAAGCCAGAACCACUGAAACACUAUCACUGAUAUACAGGAACGAUGUUAUAAUCAGUUUAAAUCCAUAGAAGUAAUGAAAAAAUAUGAAGUGAAUCUAAAAUCUUACAAGUCAAAGCCACAAAAACAUAUUUGAAUAACUUUUAAACAAUAAUUACAAUAAUUAAAGAUGAAUUUAUGAACAAAACUUUAGAUUAGGGCUGGGCAAUAUGGCCUCAAAUCAAUAUCACGGUAUAUUGAGCAGUUCACCUCGGUAACGAUAAAUGGACGAUAACUUCUCCACAAGCUGCUCACCUCCUCCCACAUAAACUUCUUCUUCAGCAGCCGCUACAGCCGCUCCAGCCGCUACAACUUUUAAACAGUCCUCCAUCUCCUCACCUGUCUUUCCCUCUUUGUUACGGACUGAAUGGAGUAGAGUCAUGUCUCCGAUGUAGGACUGCGGCUUAAAGGGACAUGAGACCAUAGCCUACCAACACACAUCCAAAACCAACUUUUAUUUAUUUAUUUUUUGACACCAAAUAUACUGACAUGGGCAAAAUGACGUCGCUUAUUGUCAUAAAUUUCAGUAUCGAUAAAUUUUCGGUUUAUCAUCCAGCCCUACUCUAGAUGCCUUUAUUUAUAACCACUUAAUCUAUGUAGGACAAAAUUUACAAUGAAUUAUCAAUAUAAAAGCAUCUAUAGAAAUAGAUUUGAUAAAUGUGAUAGCGUUAACCUGUUAGUACUGGUAUUAGUACAAGUAUUAGUACUGCUUUAGGGUUAGUUAGUGUUUAUUACUGUCAGUGUGUUGUGUUUUAGUGUUAGUGUCUGGUUAGUUUUAGCGUUAGUCUAUGUUAGGGUUAGCAUUAGGUAAUGUAUUACAAUAACUGUUGUGGGUUUGUUGGCUUUUGAAUAUUUGGACUCAGAGUCAAAACAGCUGAUCUGUUUAUUGUUUAAAGGAACAAUCCACUGAUUCAGAAAACAGGAAAAAUGAAUAGCUAAAAUAGACCGCAUGACAUGACAGCGAUUCGGUCUAACCGCACCUUGAUGAAUAAACUGUAGCUACCUUGAUGUUGCCAUAGUGAUAUCAUUCAGUCAGGUGGUUAUUAAGGAAAAGGCAUGGAUCCAGUGUUUUCAUAGCCUGUCUUAUAUCAGUAUUUGAAACUGUCAAAUGUCUGCAGUUCCUCUUUAAAAUCUCUUUUAAGUCUUUCAAGAAUGCUAUUUCAACUGUUUUUUUUGAAUGUAAAAUUCACAAACUGCUGUGAUUGUUAACAGCUGUCCUCUCAAUGUUUCUGCCAUUAACUUUCUGAGUAUUUGUGUGUGUUUCUGCAUGUGUGAAUGUAUUUUUGCAUGUGUUUCUUUGUUUUUGCACGUGUGUAUGCAUUUUUGCAUGUGUUUGUGUUGUAGAGCUGAGGUUUUAAGAUUGGCCUGUCCUCUCUUUCAGAAGCGGAGGAGCUGUAUCAGAAACGUAUUUUAACAAUAUCAGGGAUCUGCUUUGCACUCCUAGUCGUUGGAAUCAUGUGUGUGGUUGCCUACUGCAAAACAAAGUAAUUGAAAUCACAUUUUCUCGUUAAUUUAUAACUCCAUCAUUCAUUUCAUGAUUUUAUGUCAGCAUCCAAAUAAGUACUCUGAAAUAAAUGACAAGUCCAAAUGAUGAAUUCAAAACAAGUCCCAAGCUAGUCCAAACAAUGAGUCUAAAACAAAUAAAAUAGUCCCCUACAAGUCCAUAUGAUGAGUCUAAAACAAAUCUCUCAAACAAGUCGAAAUCACAAGUCCUAAAAAGGUUUUACACGUGUUGGGAGGUUCGUCUUGGUGUCAGUCUGUGUGAGUGUUAGUUAACGUCAGUGUUAGUUAGUUUUGAUUGUAUUAGUUGUGUUAGUGUUGUUGUUUGGUGAAAGGGUUAGUUUAGGGUUAGUGUUAUUUAAAGAUGUUGGUCUAAGCAAACAAUUACUUGAAGCUAAGGACGUGAACAGUUAAGUCAGUGUGGUCUCAGUUUCAGGUUUUCCUCUUCUCUGGUUAAAGUUGUCUUCGUCUGUGGUUAGAGCAGUCUCAGUUUUUGUCUUUGUCUUGGGUAUAUCUUGACCUAAGGUAGGAGUCAACUUGUCUAUGGCUAGAGUCCUUCUGUCUUGUGUUAGGUAGACAUCUUUUUAACGAUUGGAUUGGUCUUUGUCUCUCGACAGGCUCAUCUUUGUCUCAGGUUAGAGUCAUGCUAUACUGACUCUCUGACAUGGAGUUUUGAAGUUUGAUGUUGGUUAGAUAAAUGAUAAUAAAACCCGGUGUUGAGUUUCUAUCUGUUGAUAAAAAGAUUAAAAGUUUAACAUUUUUCAUGUUAAACAUCGUUAACCCUAUCAGAGAACACAACAAACUGAAACUCUGAGAGGAGGAAGAAGAAUUUGGACACUGUAAAAGAUGAUGGAAGGAAAUCAGAGCUGACAUCCAUCUAUUUAAAGGAAUGAUAAGUUCCUUCAUAGUAAAAUCACAUCACACAGGGUACAUCUCUAACAUACUGCAUAUUGACCUUUGGACCUCUGGGAUGCUUCACAGCUGAGUUUUCUGUUCUCAAACAGGAAGCAGAGGAAGAAACUUCAGGACCGUCUGAGGGAGAGUAUGAGGAAGAAGAAGAAGAUGAAGAAGAAGAAGAGCAGCGAUCCUAAAGUGGCAAGCUCAGCAAGAGGACUUCAGCAUGCUAACAUGCCUCUGCAGGAUCUGCAGCCUGUUACUGUGAGCUUUUAGUCAUCAGCAUGAGAGUAACUGAGUGACCACUGCUGACUCCGCCCUCACAUGUAUCUGCUAUAUUACCCACAGUGCAACGGGACGACCUUGCAGCAUGCAGCUGAGAAGGACUCUGAAACAACCUUCUCUACAAGCAAAAACGCCUUACCUGCUCCUGAACACACCACCUACACCAACGUCUCCAGCCAAAGGUGAGCACCUACACCUUACUGCGACAUGACACAUGUCCUACAGAUAGGCGUCCUGUAAAUGCCACACCUGAUCCCAAAUACACCACCUACACACAGCCAAAGGUGAGCACCAACACAAUACCUGUAUAAACACCACCUACUCACCUGUCUCCAGCCAAAGGUAGGCACAAAAACCUAACCCAACAUCUAAAAACGUCAUAGCCCACACCGGUGGGCGUUUGGUGUGUGUGUGUGUGUGUGUGUGUGUGUGUGUGUGUGUGUGUGUGUGUGUCAUACAGCUGUAGCUCCAAAAUCUAAAAUCUGUUUUAACUGUUGCUUACCUGGACAAAUCAAUUGUCUUUCGGCAGUUUCAGACUGUACCUUAAGUAGGGGAGAAGUAUCUUUUUUCAACAGUUUUUUUUUUUAAUUAAGAGGAUUUGAAAAAAAAAUAGGCAGUGAUAGUUAUUUAUAGAACAGAAACACAGUAAAGAUGAUGUUGAUGAUUAUAAUGGUGAUGAUGAUGAUGUUGGUGAUGAUGAUGUAAUGAUAAAGAUGAUGAAUGUGUGGCUGAUGAUGACUGUGAUGCUGCAGCUUCUGUUGAUGAUGUUUGAGAUGAGGUCGAUAUAAUGAUGAUGUGAUGAUGAUUGGGUCAGAGACAAUAAGACUAAAUUGAUGAUGAUGAUGAUCAUGAUGAUGAUAAUGGUAAUGAUGGUGAUGAUGCUGUUGGAGAUUGUGUGGAUGAUAAUGAUGAUAAUGAUGUUGUGGAUGAUAAUGAAAAUGAUGAAGGUAAUAAUGAUGAUAACAUUGAUGAUAAUGAUGGUUGUGACGCUGAAGAUAUUGGAAAUGAAGAUGAUGAUAAGGCUAUUUAUGAUAAUGAUGACGGUAAUAAUGAUUUUGAUGAUUUUAUAGAUGAUGUUGAUGAUAAUGAUGACGGUGAUGAUAAAGUUGAUAAUGAUGAUGGUGAUGAUGAAGCUGAUAAUGAUGACGGUGAUGAUGAAGCUGAUUAUGAUGAUGAUGAUGGAGAUGAUGCUGAUGAUGAUGAUAAUGGUGAUGAUAAUGUUGGCGAUAAUGAUAAAAAUAAUUAUGCUGAUGAUGAUGAUGAUGAUGCUGUGAUGAUCAUAGUUAAGAAGCUCAAGAUGGAGAUGAAGACAAUGAUGAUAAUUGAUGCUGGGAUGAAGAAGAUUGUGGAGAUGGUGAUGUUGAUAAUAGUGAUGAUGUUGAUGUGAUGAUCAAAAUGAUGAUAUUCUCAAUGAAGAUAUUAAUGAUAAUAAAGGAGAUCAGAUUGGACCUGAUGAUGGUGGUGAUUUAGAUGAUGAUGGAGCCCAGGAUGUAGAUGAUAAUGUGACUCUGACAAUGAUUAUGAUAAUAGACAUAAAAAAGAUUAUAAUGAUGAUUAUGGAGAACAGACAGAUAACAGAGAUCAGGUUGGACAAAAUUAUGGUGAUAAUGAUCAUUAAAUUAUUGAAUUUCCCUUUGGGGAUAAAUCAUGUUCGGGGAUUAUGUUUAUGUUUAUGAUAAUGGGGCUCAGGAUAAAGAUAAUAAUAAUAAUGAAGAUGAUGAUAUCAGGAUGAAGAAGAUUAUGAUAUAAUGAUGAUGAUAAUGAUGAUGACAAUGAUGGUCAGGGUGAAAAAGUUGAAAAUUUUAUUUGUAUUGGAAAAAGAAUAAAAAAUCGACACCAGGGCAAAUUUUUAUACAGAGGGAGCAGGCCGCUUCUCAGUGUGUUACAGCAUAAAUCAGAAGUAGAUCGUAAACUCAAUAAAUACUUAUGAUAAAACAGCGACAAGUCCACAUGAUCAAACUAAUUGCUUUGUUCAUCAAAAACUUUAAAACUCCAAACAGAUUUGUUUCUAUGGAGUCAUUGAGCAAACAUCAGCUGAUCAGAUUAAUUAGUGCCGUAUCAGCUGAUCAGAAUUACUCACAGACUGACUAAAGAGCACACAGUGAGUAGCUCAGACACAUAAACAUUACAUUUAUGUCCAGAGACCUAUCUGAACCCUGUCUCUGUGUGACGUCCCCCCUGUCUCUGCAGCUGGACUAAUGACUGGACCAACAGUCUUCUGUCUGACACUGAGUCUGUCUCGGUGAUGUCAUUGCCGGAGAAUAGCCAGCAGACGACGCAGGGUGGCCGGGGUCGUCUGAAUGCCACUGCUGGCACCAGAAACUUUAGUGCUAAUUCAGAGAAGAGUCGAGACAAACCCAGCGCCGACUGUCCUUAA